AUGUCUGAAACCACAACUCCACUUGACUCUCAAAACUCAACAACUGUAAGUACCUCCACAACAACUGUUUCUACAACGACGACGACCCAACGAGUGACAACACCACUAUCAACAACAACCACUACAUCACCAACAACAACCACCUUACCUCAACCUACAACCCCAACCAAAAAUAUCAUCCAAACUACCACAGUGUCCCAAAUCCCCACAACUACAGAACUGAAACAAUGUCCAAAGUUAGUCAUACCACAUGCAGCAAUGAGUACAGACUUGAGAACACCUGGUACCUUAGUCAGAUUACGCUGUGAUGAAGAUGCCACUAUAGAUGGUCCUGGUGUAAUAUUGUGUCAAGAAAGUGGUUAUUGGAAUUCCAGUUUACCAACUUGUAGAGGUGAUGAAGCAGCUAUACCAUUAUCAACUAAAUUAUUUAUUGGUAUUUUAACCGGAUGCUGUGCUUUGGUCUUGUUAGUUGUGAUUGCCAUUUUAGUUAAAUUAUGGAUCUGUGGAAAAGGUGGUAACAAAUCUUCAAGAUUUUCAGAUCGACAUCACAGAUUACCCAGGACGUCUGUAGACACCCUUCCACCAGUACCAAAUCCCAUGCACCGCUAUCCGCCCCAAGAUCGGAGAUAUAAUGUUUAUCAAGGCACGCUAAGCAAAGCCAGCGAUACCACUAGUACCAUUUAUGCUAAACCAGAGAUCUACAGUACCUUUAUCAACCCAGCGUUUUAUGAAGAUGUUUAUGAUAGAUGGAGACGAAGAGAGUCGCAAGAGAUCUAUGCUGCUGGUACUAUCUAUGACUCGCCAUGGCAACACAGGGGAGCAGCAGGUCCUGACGGAGGUGAAGGCAGCGGACAACCCAUUGGAGGUGAAUCACUUGAUACUAGAUGGAGUAGUGUAAGCUUAAGAGCACAUGAUAACUAUGAUUAUGGACGAUUUGGAAAAAUACCCCGGUCUCAAAUUGGUGACACAGAACAAUCUAUAGAUACAAACUUAUAA
Messenger RNA from Lottia gigantea (owl limpet), 996 nucleotides. RefSeq lists its product as hypothetical. NCBI's taxonomy places the organism in Eukaryota, Metazoa, Mollusca, Gastropoda, Lottiidae. The transcript is spliced from 6 exons. Bases 1 to 996 code for a protein of 331 amino acids. The record is from RefSeq and is a predicted model, not a curated record.